AUGGUGUACUUAUUUAUUAAGGAUAAUUUUGCUAAGAAAAAGCUGCAUAUUUUCAAACCCACAGGUGCAUAUAGACAUACACCACUACAUAAGGCUGCAGAGCAAGGUGCCACAGAGUUUGUCCAGCUUCUCCUUCAGCACAGAGCGGAUCCCAAUAUACAGGAUGGGAGUGCACGUGGACAUACACCACUUCUCUUGGCUGCAGAGCAAGGUGCCACACAGUGUGUCCAGCUUCUCCUCCAGCACGGGGCAGAUCCCAACAUACAGGAUGAGUUAGGAUGUACACCACUUCUCUUGGCUGCAGAGCAAGGUAACACACAGUGUGUCCAGCUUCUCCUACAGCACGGGGCUGAUCCCAAUAUACAGUGCGAAGGGAAGAGUAUUUUCCUACUGAGUGCACGUGGACGUACACCACUACACUUGGCUGCACAGCGAGGUGCCACACAAUGUGUCCAGCUUCUCCUCCAACAUAAGGCUAAUCCCAAUAAACAGGAUGCGAUAGGACGUACACCACUACACUUGGCUGCAGAACAUGGUGCUACACAGUGUACCCAGCUUCUCCUCCAGCACGGGGCGGAUCCCAACGUAUCAGAUAGGAAGAAAGCAACCCCGUUCACCCUUGCAAAAGAGAAGGGCCUAACAGCGAUUGCAGAAUACCUGUGUCGAUUUAACAACCCAGGUGUUCAGGACCACCUCCUUAAGAGAGCCUCCCUCAAGCUGUGUGAUCACAUCAAACUGGAAGAUUGUCGCAUGUUGGCUAGAUAUCACCUUGGCAUAGGAGAUGUAGAAAUAGACGACAUUGAUAUGACACACCAAUUUAACCCUUUGGAGCAACGCUUCCAGAUCCUUUCUUUGUGGAGAAAUAAGAAAUCAGAAGCGUCAGUGAAAAUGUUGAUCGACGCCUUAAAAGCUGCAGAAUUAGUUAAGACGGCAGAAGUCAUUGAGCAAUACUACGUAGAGGAGCUGCGCAAAGUGUAUGGAAUGUCUGCGGAAGAAUACCAGCGUCUUACUGCCGUAGAUUUGCCAGACAUCUGCCCAUCUGCCCUGGGUGAUAUGCGGCCGGUGAAGUUGGAAGGUUACGUCUCUGACAACCUGAAGAUCCUGUACGUGAAAGCCAGUGGAUUUGGGAUCCAAAAUGGAAAAGAAGACGGAAACAGCAGCAAGCUUGAGGCGGUGAUGAAAUAUCGUCACUUCGGAAACGGCACUUACGAACUCGUUUAG
Molecule: messenger RNA, 1221 nt
Organism: Lingula anatina
Lineage: Eukaryota; Metazoa; Brachiopoda; Lingulata; Lingulida; Lingulidae
Biological process (GO): positive regulation of transcription by RNA polymerase II; signal transduction
Cellular component (GO): nucleus
Molecular function (GO): protein binding; transcription cis-regulatory region binding
Source: RefSeq, a predicted model, not a curated record